AUGGUGCCCACCCAGGCGCCUCUAACCUCCAGCUCGGCCACAACGACCGCGACAUUAGCACCUUUAACGGGAAGCACCACCCUCUCCACGCUCACGGCGCACCCGCGGUCCGUCGCGACUGAUCGUACCCUUCUGGCGCCUGAAGAUGCUAUCUAUCAACAGUCACCCCCGCGAAAGCCGCCUUCCGCUGUCAAUCGCCUGCAAAAUGAGAAGGCUUUGUGCAUGACAAGUGGAAUGAAUGGGGACAUCGCGGUGCCUAAGAGAGGAAGGCAUAAAAGCCGGACGGGGAGCGGGAGCAGGCGGAGGAAGGGCAGUUGGAAGAGAUUAUUAUGGGUGAAGCAAUCCUAUCCUGACAAUUACACCGAUCAAGAGACCUUUCUCGAACAUCUCCAGCGGAAUCCGCGUCUCCAGCCGUAUGACUUCUGGCCGCUCGUGGCAGACUCCACCGUCAUAGUACAGCACGUUUGUUCCGUAAUAAUCUUCAUCGUCUGCUUCGUCGGCAUCUUCCAGGACCGCGUCUCCCCAGUUGCGGUGGUGGGAUGGGGCAGCUUUGCAACGUUUCUAGGGUGGCUACUAUGGGACUGGUGGCUAGGACAAGAAGAUUCUCCUCCUCGACACCAUCCCCCUCCAGGUCUUGCCUCGCCGCCUUAUACUUCGACGAGUGCUGCUGCGGUCUCGAGCCCAAACCUUCCAAUUCACAGUCCAACUCCCAUCCGGCACUCUCAUUCCGCAUCUGCCUCGUCAAUACAUUCGACUGCAUCUCAACCGGCUCCCAGUAGUCCGCGACUUGCGCCCAAUUUGCCCUCCCCAAGUACCUCCCAACCCCUGAGCCACCGAACAUCCCUCCGUCUCUCGACCGCCAAAUCCGCGCUCCUAAUCUACUUCACUCUCCUCGGACUCUCCCCAAUUCUCAAAUCCCUAACGCGCUCCACAUCGUCGGACUCCAUCUGGGCAAUGUCCUUCCUUCUCUUCACUAUCAACAUAUUCUUCUUCGAUUACGGCACUCCCGCCCCGUCAUCGUCAGGCAAAACCGCGAAUAAAAAUAUUCCCGCGUCUCUGAGCACCAAUGCGGCACUUAUGGCAAGCACCGUGCUCGCAAGCAGGCUGCCUAGUACCGGGCAGGUGUUUAGCCUGACAUUAUUUAGCAUUGAAGUUUUCGGGCUAUUCCCCGUAUUUAGACGCUAUGCGAAGCAGCGUAGCUGGAGAGGUCAAGUCGCGCUCACCAGCCUGCUGGUGGUGGGGACUGGAGGCGGCGUGGGCUUGAUUUUAGGACGUGGUGGAGAUGGGGAGGGCAUCUUGGAUUUUCCUUGGAAGUCUGGGUUGAUGGGCGUGUUUAUUGGGGUCGUAGGCACGGGGUUGGCCAUGGGGGGGUGUAGCUGGUGGUUAAUUGGGUUGCAGAAGUAUAAGAACGAGAUUCAUGGGCCGUGGGAUCCAGCAAGGCCGAUAAUUAGGAGGCAUUGGGAGGAUUAUUAA
This is a messenger RNA of Venustampulla echinocandica, 1473 nucleotides long. RefSeq lists its product as uncharacterized. The record is from RefSeq and is a predicted model, not a curated record. Gene Ontology annotation, biological process: GPI anchor biosynthetic process. The coding region runs from base 1 to 1473 and encodes 490 amino acids. Gene Ontology annotation, cellular component: membrane; glycosylphosphatidylinositol-N-acetylglucosaminyltransferase (GPI-GnT) complex. NCBI's taxonomy places the organism in Eukaryota, Fungi, Ascomycota, Leotiomycetes, Helotiales, Pleuroascaceae. The transcript has 2 exons.